Molecule: messenger RNA, 3002 nt
Organism: Halichondria panicea
Lineage: Eukaryota; Metazoa; Porifera; Demospongiae; Suberitida; Halichondriidae
Product: cell adhesion molecule DSCAM-like
Exons: 14
Coding region: 1-2763 (920 amino acids)
Biological process (GO): cell-cell adhesion
Molecular function (GO): protein binding
Source: RefSeq, a predicted model, not a curated record
AUGACCCUCACAGAUGAACCACAGCCAAUUUUAGUCACUCCCACGGUGGACCAAGUAACCAAUCGAACGGCUCUAAUUUCCUGGGCGUUUCCCGGGGGUCAGGUGGAUGAAUACCUCGUACAAUACAAAGAGCGCCUCAAUGAUUGGACCUCUGAUAAUAACGUCAUGGAGAGAAGGAUACCCGGCAAUGUUACCAUAGUGAUAUUGACUGAUUUAAUAUCGAGUGCUUUGUAUGACGUGCGUGUUGCAUCUGUCAAUGCGAUGGGUACAUCAGAGUUCUUAUUUCAUGGAGAAUUUUCCACACAACGUGUCCAUGGUCAGAUUUGCAGUGAAACUUUCGAUCUGACUGAUGAUCUUUCUAUAAAUGCUUCACUGGCUACCUCCUGCAUACGAUGUAUUAUAGGUGGACAGUUCGCAACUGAUGUACAUUGGAUUGCUCAAACUGAUAUGGUUCUUACUGACGGAACAAAUAGAGUAUCUGUUACUUCAAUGCCUGGUGUCUUGGUAAUCACUGAUGCUGAUGCUUUCUUUCUUCUGGGAAUACCUGUCUCCCUUCAAUGCGGCGGCGCCAGUGAUUUCAUUUACCCAGCUGGGACAUUCCUACGACAGUGGUACAAUCCAGCCGGGGAACUAUUUUCUACGUUUCAAAUACCACAAUUAUCGAACGUACAAAGAGACCAAGCUGGAGUAUAUACUUGUCGACUGACUAGCAAUCAAAAUGGAGAUUUUCUUGAAGACUCUGGAAGCUUGAUCGUUAACUAUAUACCCAGUAUAGCGUCUAGUAAUCCAGCCUCUAACAUGGUCUUCAUAACUGGAACCAUAUCUCUCUCCUGUAUCUCCGACUCUGUCCCAGUCUCUUUUAUAACCUGGUUCCAUGAAAGGUCACUUCUGACUAAUGGCGCUGGUGGAGCUAUCAUUAACUCUGCUGGUGGAUCGUCCAAUCUAAUGAGGUCAGGACUGACUACAACCAGCGGCGGUACUUACGCUUGUGUCGCAACAAAUGUAGUUGGUUCUGCAAAUGCCAGUGUGGAGGUCAUCAUUCAAGUUCCCCCUGAUCCCCCCACUAACCUGAUGGUCUCCAAUAUUGGAGAGACUAGUCUGGACCUCUCCUGGACUAACGGCUUCGAUGGACUGAGCCCUAUAACCGGGGUCACAGUGAAAGUAUUCGAUGGAAUAGUACGAGUUAGAGAGAUACCUCUCACUGGCGACAGUUCUCUGCAAUCAACCCAGAUUCCUGGUCUAAAUGAAUUUACACUCUUCAAUAUUACAGUGACUGUUAACAAUGCUGUUGGCUCUAGUGAAUCUGCUAUGAUAUCAGCCAUGACUCUCUCUCUAAGGCUUGGUGCUCCUCGUAUGGUUACACUGACCAGUCCAACUUCUACAACUCUCGUUGCAGAGUGGCUGCCUCCUGUUUUCAGUGUUGCUACAACCUCUCCACAGGAAGCUUGGUUUGUCAGCCUCCGUGAUAGCAACGACGUUGACUUUCGCACUUUCAUAGUAUCUGAUCCUAACACCCUCACAUACACGUUCACUCAGCUGGAUAAGGGGUCAGGGUACAGCGUUCGGGUUGCCGGGAGCAACUCCCAGGGGAUCGGAGAUUUCUCAGACUUUGUAUCCAAUCAAACGCUAGUGGAUCCUCCUUCAAUGCCACUUAACCUGACUGACGAGGGUGUGAGUGCCUCUGGUCUAAGUCUCUCCUGGCUGCUACCGGCUGAUAAUGGUGGUCGCCCAGUCACUCAGUACAUCAUGCGCUAUAGAAUAAUAGGAGCUCCAACAUUCAGUGAGAUUGAGAUUACUGAUCUGUCUGACCUCUCCCUGUUACUAUUUAAUGGUAGGACCCCCAGUCCACCAAUCGACCUUGUGGGCAGCACCUCAUAUGAAGUUGAAGUGGUAGCUGUGAACACAGCUGGUAGAGGAGAGGCUGCCACCAUUACCAUCAUGACCCAGUCACUGGAUGAACCACAGCCAAUUUUGUUAGAACCUAUCUCGCACCAAGUAACCAAUCGAACGGCUCUAAUUUCCUGGGUGUUUCCUGGGGGUCAAGUGGACGAAUACCUCAUACAAUACAAGGAGCGGCUCAAUGAUUGGACCUCUGAUAAUGAUGUUAUAGAAAGAAGGAUACCCAGCCAUGUUACCAUGGUGAUAUUGACGGAUCUAAUACCGAGUGCUUUGUAUGACGUGCGUGUUGCAUCUGUCAAUGCGAUGGGAACAUCUCAGUUCUUAUUUCAGGUUGAAUUUUCCACACAACCACCCUCACCGCCCACUGUUUCCGGUCCCAGGGAAGUUUUUGCUGGUCAGAUAACACAACUCAACUGCUCCUCCAGUGUCAGUAAUGUCCUUUCUCUACGCUGGGGGCGUGUUGGUCGACUCAAUCUGCCCUCGUCUGCCAUUCAAGUUGGCAAUAACCUCGUAUUCAUUAACCCACAAUCUACAGACACAGGGACCUACUCUUGCACUUUGACCCCUGGCGUGAGCGCAAACAUCACCAUCAGCUUCCUCACACCACCUACAGAAGGAGGUGAUGUUAACGAAGUGGUAAUCGCUGUGUCUGUGGUUGGAGUUAUUGGAGUCAUAGUGAUCAUACUACUCUUUAUUCUCAUACUGUUGAAUUGUCAGAGACGAAAACCUUCUUAUUCCUUGCAUCCCAACCAAACUGCAUCGAGGAAUCCCGCAUAUGGUAUGUCUGCCCCUAAUGAUGCAGUCAACGUCAAAUCGGAGCACUCAUAUGAUUAUGUUAAUCCAGAUAUAGAUCAGGAGCGUUAAGAAUUGUCGAUCUCUUGACAACAACAACAAGUGGUGAGGGUAUGUUGGCUCAAUCAAAUAAUAAUUAAUCGUGAAGCAGUGAGACAGUAAUUUAGAACCUGUGAGUGUAAUAGGGAUAUGUGUGUUCUUAUUUUUAUACCGAAAUGUCGCUUUAAUAGUCUUUUGUAUAUACAAGAUGAUUGUGUGUUAAUUCUUUUUGAAUGAGAAAUGAACAUAAUUAUGAAAAUUUCAAAUCAAAA